Aspergillus terreus NIH2624 is the source of this 999-nucleotide messenger RNA. Its product is annotated as YeeE/YedE family protein. Gene Ontology annotation, cellular component: plasma membrane. Bases 1 to 999 code for a protein of 332 amino acids. Lineage: Eukaryota; Fungi; Ascomycota; Eurotiomycetes; Eurotiales; Aspergillaceae. The record is from RefSeq and is a predicted model, not a curated record. The transcript is spliced from 2 exons.
AUGUUCACCCCCGUGCAUACGUCGCUUGGAGCCCUGAUGCUCUUCCAGGGCUCCUCCGGCCUCCUCCUUCACAAUGGCGCGGUCUUCGGUAUCUCGUCGCUGCUCUCGGGCUGUGUCUUCAACCCGAAUCGGGACAACGUGCCUAUCAUCGCCGGCUUGAUCUCCAGCGUCGCCCCCAUCUACCUCUUGAUACCAUCGUUGAUUCCGUCCUAUCCAGCCGCACCCAACUCGCUGGUAUCCUUCGCAUCGACGGUAGGAACCGGUUUCUUACUUGGCUGGGGAACAAAGAAUGGUCGCGGUUGCACCUCCGGCCACAUGCUAUGUGGGCUCUCGCGUCUCUCGCCGCGCUCCCUGAUUGCAACAGCCAUCUUCUUCACAACCGCGUUGCUCACGGCCAACUUUGUAUCCGGUGGCCAGAACAUCCCGCCGUGCCCAUCCGGGGUUCCGUGCUAUACGCCGACAUAUCCCUCCUCCGCAGAGUUCAUGGUGAUGGCUGCGACGACGGCCUUGACCUUCCUCACCAACUAUGUGAUCGUUCCCCGCACCCUCGACCGAUCGGAAAAGUCGAGAACCAUAUAUUCGUAUCUAGCGGGCCUGCAGUUUGGACUGGGUCUCUUCUUCUCCGGGAUGGCCGAUCCGGCCAAAGUGCUUCGAUUCUUUGCGAUCCUGAUAGAUCCCUCUCGGUGGGACCCUUCGUUGGCUCUCAUUAUCCUCUUCGGAAUCGGUCCUUCGCUCUUGACAUAUCUGUCAAAGAAACCAGGACAGAAGACAGCCGACCAAUCCGAGAAGCCGGAGAAGCCUACCCUAUCGGAGAACUGGAGACUCCCGACUGCGACUGUAGCGGACAUUGAUUGGCGGUUUGUUACUGGGGCAGUAGCAUUCGGAGUCGCGUGGGGAUUGCGAGGCGUUUGCCCGGGACCAGCUGUGCUUCGAGCUGUUUUGCAGCCUGUUUGGGGUGUCGCGGAAAUGGCCGGGUAUAUGCUGGGAAACCUGGUGUAG